Messenger RNA from Nicotiana attenuata, 1229 nucleotides. Its product is annotated as transcription factor MYB48-like. Bases 86 to 844 code for a protein of 252 amino acids. Gene Ontology annotation, cellular component: nucleus. NCBI's taxonomy places the organism in Eukaryota, Viridiplantae, Streptophyta, Magnoliopsida, Solanales, Solanaceae. The transcript has 3 exons. Gene Ontology annotation, molecular function: sequence-specific DNA binding; DNA-binding transcription factor activity. Gene Ontology annotation, biological process: regulation of DNA-templated transcription. The record is from RefSeq and is a predicted model, not a curated record.
UAAUUAGGUGACUCAGAAAAAGGUAAAGCUAGAGAGUCCAUAGUCCUUCAAAAGAGGGAGAAGCAAGCAGAAAAAAGAGCUAAAAAUGGCGCAAGAGGAAGCAAGAAAAGGUCCAUGGAGUGAACAAGAAGAUCUUCAGCUAGCAUUUUAUGUGAACUUAUUUGGAGAUCGACGAUGGGAUUUCUUGGCCAAAGUUUCAGGUUUGAAAAGAACAGGAAAGAGUUGCAGGUUACGUUGGUUAAAUUACUUGCAUCCUGGUCUUAAACGUGGCAAGAUGACUCCUCAAGAAGAACGCCUUAUUCUUGAACUCCACUCCAAAUGGGGAAAUAGAUGGUCAAGAAUUGCAAGGAAAUUACCAGGGAGAACUGACAAUGAAAUCAAGAAUUACUGGAGAACUCACAUGAGGAAGAAGGCUCAAGAUGACAGGAAAAACAAGGCUUCUAUUUCUCCAUCUUCAUCUUUCUCCAACUGUUCAUCUUAUUUCUCUUCCAACAGUCCUGAUGUGGACUUUAUGCCCAUUACCGAAAACAACGAAAGAAACUUCUACGAUACUGGUGGAUUGUUGGGCGUGCAUGAACAAAGUAGUUUGCAAAAUGCAGGGAAAAAGGAAGUUGGUGAUCAAGAGAAAGGGAAAAGCGUGAAGGUGUACUCUAUGGAUGAAAUUUGGAAUGAUAUUGAAUUAUUAUCAGAAGAAAAUGAGACAAAAAAUAAACCAAUUUUGCCAUCAACUAUGUGGGAAUAUUGCACAGAUAGUACUCUAUGGAUGACUGAUGAAGAAGAAACUAAGAUGUUUCCUCAGUUUUAUUGCUUGGACAACCAGGAUAACACAUUUUUUACUGGCUAACAAGGGGUUAUUCAUUUGAGAAUUUAAGUUAAAUAUGCUGACAGUGGAAAGAAUUUUUACGGUAUCAGUUCAAUUUAACCAGUUAUAACAUGUUAUAUAUCAGGUUUGAUAUGAAAGAGUUACCAUCAUCUUAUUGUAGGUUAAGUUGACCGAUAGUGUAAAAAGAACGUAUACACUGUCAGUACAUAAAACUUAGACUCUUUAUUAGAACGUAAUUUAUUUUAAAGUUGGUGUAGGAUUUAUGAGAAAAGUUUAGAUCUAACUUUGUAAAUAGAAAUAUUGGUGUCAGUCCCUAAAUAAGAAGGUAGUCUGUAUUAUGAUCGGCAGUGUUUGUAACUGAGAUAUUGUAUCAUCUGAUGCUUAGUUAUAUAAUUAAUGAGAGUCA